This is a messenger RNA of Talaromyces marneffei, 2280 nucleotides long. RefSeq lists its product as uncharacterized. NCBI's taxonomy places the organism in Eukaryota, Fungi, Ascomycota, Eurotiomycetes, Eurotiales, Trichocomaceae. Bases 1 to 2280 code for a protein of 759 amino acids. Gene Ontology annotation, molecular function: ATP binding; four-way junction helicase activity; nucleic acid binding. The record is from RefSeq and is a predicted model, not a curated record. Gene Ontology annotation, cellular component: nucleus; cytoplasm; chromosome. The transcript has a single exon. Gene Ontology annotation, biological process: double-strand break repair via homologous recombination.
AUGCCACGGCGCGGCAUUCGACAUCCUCCGAGAUCUAAAGCAUCUUAUAAUGCUUCAUCGAAUCAAUUACCACCUAAUUCGGCUUCAAUAGCCUUAACAGUAUCUAAUCUAAGUACGCCGGAGGGAGAUAUAUCCAAUAACUCUGCAACUACGCCGAUGGAAUCUACAUCGAACCCUAAUACUCAACCUAAACCGGCCGUAUCAGCACGGAAUCUUGAAAAGGCACAUCAAUUAAUAGACCGAGCGCAACAAAAAGGGAUAAUUGUUCAGAGAAAAGCAAUUCAAGAUGCAAUUGAAUUGCUUUAUCCAUAUCCUCCUCGUCCCGGGCAGCUUAAGGCUUUAUAUCAUCUUCUAUUCCUUCGCCAGGAUCUUAUUCUUAUUGCAAAGACUUCUUUUGGCAAGAGUAUGAUCUUCCAGGCUACAUCAAUGCUGUUAGCACAAACAGUGAGCUUUAUUAUUGUGCCUCUGAAGCGAAUUGGUUAUGAACAAGUUGCAAAUAUAUCUCGUCUUAGAGGAAAGCCAUGCUUUCUAGAAAAGGAUACAAUCAACUCCACUAUACUAUGGGAGAUUCAGCAUAGGAAAUAUACGCAUGUUUUCCUAAGUCCGGAGCUUGCAGUCAGUAAAAAGAUGCGGCCGGUCAUCAUUAAUUUAGCUAAUCAAGGGUGUAUUGCAGCUGUUUUUAUAGAUAAAGCUCAUCUAGUAGCACAUUGGGGUGCUAAUUUCCGAAAAGACUAUGCUAGCUUAGGGCUAUUAAGAUGUCUUAUAGGACCUAAUGUGCCUUGGGGCGCAUGUUCAGCUACUCUCGACCAUUCAACACUAACUCAGCUCAUCAAAGGGGCUUUUUUUAAAGCUGAUGUUAAAAUACAGCGCUCAUCUAUUGACCGGCCGGAGUUGCUUUUCCGUGUUGGUAUUAUUCCCAAGAACUCCCGUGCAAAAUUUAAUGCAUUGAGAUUCCUAUUUGGACCUACCACAGAUUCUGAUGCUAUUAUUUCGUCCUCCGAUAUACCAAAAACGGUUAUUUUCUUCGAUUCCAAAAAGGAAGUCCACGCUGCGCAUAAGGCUAUGAUUCAAUACCUAAUGGAUCAUCCUUGUUUUCAAUACUCUAAGCAGCACUGUGUCUCCAUUCUUAAGACAUAUACUCGGGAUACAGCUACCAAAGACCAGGAAUUAACGGUAGCAGAGCUACAGAAGCCAGGCUCUGAGUCUUGUAUUCGGGUGAUCUUUGCAACAGAAGCACUUGGUAUAGGAGUUGAUCUACCAGAUAUCCGACGGUGUGUUUUAUAUGGAUUACCAAAGAAUCUACUCCCAGCAAUCUAUCUACAACGGGGAGGUCGAGCUUGCCGUGAUGGUAAAGAAGGAGAGAUUAUCCUUCUUGUUGAUCAAUGGACAAUUGGAGAACGUCCAAAUAUAAUACGAAAUCAAACCUCUAUUGGUUCCGAUGAACUGGACGAGCCAGAGAGUAAUCUAACAACUAAUACUACUAAUAAUAAGCCUUUAUCUAAAAGAGCUUUGUCCGAAAAGGAACGGUUACUAAAGCUACCUCAACUUUGGUAUGAUAUUUGCAAUCAUAUUAAAUGUAUCCGGCGUACGGUGCUUUCUUACUUUGAAGAACUAGAUGAGUUCUGGUCGGUUGAGCCAUCUCGGUGUUGUAGCCACUGCAAUACCCAUUUUCAACUUCAUGAUCUUGAUCAUGUUCGAUAUUAUAUCUAUUCCGAACGUGGACCAGCAUAUGGAAAGAAACAGAAGGCCAUCUAUGCUGAUCUCCAGGCCUGGGUGCAGCUUCAAUUACCACAGAUUACAACUCGAUUCUUGUUUACUCCGAAUGCUAGUUGCUUCCUUGAGGAUUCAAUCUGUAUUCUUCUUGCCCGGAAAGCCAAUGAGGUUUUUACUACAUCCGAUCUUCAGCAAGUACUUGGUCCUUGGAGAUAUUGGGAUACUCAUAGUGCACAAUUACACAGUAUUCUCCAGGAUAGUUGGAGAAAACAUCAAAUAGCACAACGAAAUAUUACAUACUCUUCACAGAGUAGUAAUAAUACACCAUCGCAAUCACAAUAUACACCGGUACCAGGGCUAUUGAUGACACAAAACACUAUAGAUGACUCCGAAUUUCAGCCAUCUACCCCUAUAACACCUGCGCCGUCCCAAGGUGGUGUUAAACGGCGGCGAGCACUACAGCCUAUAUCAGAGAAUACAAGGAAGCUACGGCCAUAUAUUCACAUAAAACCGGGACUCAUUGAUUCAAAUUUUUUAAAAAAAAGAGGGGAGCAAAACCACCUCUAA